GAGCAUUCAACUCACCAGAGUCCUUAGGAAGACACCAAGACCAAGAAGGAGAAUUAUGUGGAUACGGGCAAUACUGGGAGCUGUGCUGGUGUGUCUCCUGAUUCUACACUUUCUGAAACGGCUCCAAACACAGAAGAAUUACCCUCCUGGGCCUCCUCUAUAUAUAACAGCUUUAAGGUUUAUACAGGCCGGAUUCAGAAUUCAACCUGACACGUUCACCAAGUUAGCAAAGGAAUAUGGAACCAUUUACUCGGUAUGGGAAGAUAGUGUGCCUGUAAUAGUAGUGUCUGGAUAUGAAAGUAUAAAAGAAGUACUAAUAAAGCAUUCAGAAGAAUUCUCUGGGAGAUCGAUCACCCCAUUCUAUAGAGAUGUGGUAGGAGACAAGGGUAUCGUAGCAUCUAAUGGUCACAUCUGGGAGCAGCAUAGGAAGUUUGGAUUAGUUACGUUGCGGAAGCUAGGGUUGGGAAAGAAGGUUCUGCAGAGACAAAUAGAAGAUCUGGCCCUUCAACUUGCGGAGACUUUUGCACGUGAAAACGGGCAGCCUUUUGAGCCUUCAGUACACUUCUUUUCUUCAGUCUCCAAUGUGAUCUGUGCUCUGGUUUUUGGACAUCAGUAUUCUCUUGAUGAUGAAGAAUUUGUCAAGCUGAUGCAUGCCCUGAAUUAUGGUGUACAUUUUGGAGGUACCUUCUUUCAUCUUCUCUAUGAAGCGGCCCCAUGGCUCAUGAAACAUAUCAAAGGGCCAUACAAGGGGGUGUAUGCCGCAGCAGAUGUUAUCUUUGCACAAGCAAGGAAAGAGAUAGAAAUGCAUAAGACGAAACUUGCAGGGAAUGAUCCACGGGAUUUCAUCGACUACUAUCUACUGCAGAUAGAGGAACAAAGCAAGAAUGACCCCGCUUCAACAUAUGACACCGAAACCCUAGUCCAUUGUAUUAGUGAAUUCCUUUUUGCUGGGACAGAAACAGUCAAUGCCACUCUGCAAUGGGGACUGCUUCUCAUGGUGCAUCAUCCAGAUAUCCAGGAGAAAGUCCAGAAGGAGAUGGAAGAUGCUUUUGGUUCCUCACGAUCAAUUAACUAUGAAGAUCGGAAGAAACUGCCUUAUACAUUAGCUGUGAUUAAUGAAAUCCAGCGUUUCAAAUAUAUCUUAGUAGCUUCGACACCAAGAGAAUGUAUAAAGGAUGUGACUGUUCUUGGUUUUUCCGUUCCAAAGGGUGCCCUCAUUAUUCCAAAUAUACACUCAAUUCUUUAUGAUUCCAAGGUAUGGGAGACCCCUGAAAAGUUCAACCCAAAUCAUUUUUUAGACAAAGAUGGAAAAUUUGUGGCUAGAGAAGAACUUCUGAUCUUUGGUGCAGGAUCCCGUGAGUGUCUGGCGAAAAAUUUGGCACAGAUGGAGCUCUUCUACUUUUUCACAAUCCUGCUGAAAGCAUUCACCUUCAAGCUGCCAGAAGGAGUGACAGAAGUCAACUUAGAGCCUGUCGGGGGUGUGAUAUUCUGUCCACAACAUUAUAAGAUCUGUGCUCUUCCCAGGGUUCACUGA
Heteronotia binoei (common prickly gecko) is the source of this 1534-nucleotide messenger RNA. RefSeq names its product cytochrome P450 2J5-like. Gene Ontology annotation, cellular component: intracellular membrane-bounded organelle; cytoplasm. The transcript is spliced from 10 exons. The record is from RefSeq and is a predicted model, not a curated record. Gene Ontology annotation, biological process: arachidonate metabolic process; xenobiotic metabolic process. NCBI's taxonomy places the organism in Eukaryota, Metazoa, Chordata, Lepidosauria, Squamata, Gekkonidae. Gene Ontology annotation, molecular function: heme binding; oxidoreductase activity, acting on paired donors, with incorporation or reduction of molecular oxygen, reduced flavin or flavoprotein as one donor, and incorporation of one atom of oxygen; iron ion binding. Bases 56 to 1534 code for a protein of 492 amino acids.